AUGACUGACCUUAACAACACUGACAGAGGUAAUGAGGAUGGAAUUGCCCAUCCAGUAAACGCUCAGCCAGGAGGAGCAGAAGACCAGCGACAGCCACAGCCGCAAUUGCAAAUGCAAAUGGAGAAAAGCGGGGUGAACGUACAAGAUGUAUCUGCACCUGGACAACCUCUCGACAAUGGCGCUACUAGAAGUGCAUAUGACCAUGGCUACAACUAUGAGAAUGAAGACACCAUAAUGCCCAGCAUAACCCGCAUCUCAACCGACCCCUACGACAACACCUACCCCGAAGGCGGCCUGGAAGCCUGGCUCGUCGUCCUGGGCAGUUUUUCCGGUCUUUUCGGUGCAAUGGGCCUAAUCAACACCAUCGGCACAUUCCAAACGUACAUCUCAACGCACCAACUGAAGGAAUACUCUUCGGGAACUAUUGGGUGGAUAUUCGGUAUCUAUGCCUGUCUCACUUUCUUCUGUGGCCUACAGAUUGGGCCUGUGUUUGAUGCCAAAGGUCCCAGGUUGCUUGUUCUCGCGGGCUCGGUGCUGAUUAUGGUUUCGAUGAUUAUUCUCGGGUUUUGUACGAAGUAUUGGCAAUUCAUGCUUGUGUUUGGUGUGCUGAUGGGUGUGGGCACGUCACUGAUUUUUACUCCUGCGAUUGCGGCGGUAGGUCAUUACUUCUAUGACCGGAGAGGCGAGGCAACUGGUAUCGCUGCCAUGGGUGGAUCAGUCGGCGGUAUUGUGUUCCCGCUGGUACUUGAAGCAUUGUUUCCCAAGAUUGGGUGGGCGUGGGCUACCAGAGUGAUUGCGUUGUUUUGCUUAAUUUCGUUGGGGGUGGCGUGUAUAUUGAUCCGGUCACGACUACCACCCAAACCAGCCUCGAAGGAGAAUAUUUUGCCUGAUUUUAGGAUCUUUCGUGACCCGAUAUUCUCGCUUACGACAGUGGGUGUGUUUUUGAUUGAAUGGGGCAUGUUCGUGCCCGUUACGUACAUCUCUUCCUACGCGUUGGCGGAGGGCUUCUCGUCAACCUUCUCAUACCAAAUCUUGGCGAUCCUAAACGUGGGUUCUGCGUUUGGCCGAUGGCUACCGGGCUACAUAGCAGAUUACCUCGGCCGCUUCAACACCAUGAUCCUGGCCUCCCUGGGCUGUUUGGUGACUUCCGCCUGUCUCUGGUUACCUGCUGGUGGCAGUCUGGCCCUGUUGAUCGUAUAUUCGGUCCUCUUUGGGUUUUUCAGUGGAAGUAAUAUCAGUUUGACGCCGGUUUGUGUCGGUCAGUUGUGUAAGACGGAGCAUUAUGGGAGGUAUUAUGCUACUGCUUAUACGAUCGUUAGUAUGGGGACGUUGACUGGUGUCCCCAUCGCCGGUGAGAUUCUGUCGAGAUGUGGUGGCCACUACUGGGGUCUCAUUGCAUUUGUGGCGUGUUGUUAUUUUAGCGGAGCGAUUGCAUUUACGGCCGCGAAGUUGCUAAAGGUUGGAUGGGGACAUCCUUUGGCUGUGUUUUAG
Messenger RNA from Talaromyces marneffei, 1491 nucleotides. RefSeq lists its product as uncharacterized. The coding region runs from base 1 to 1491 and encodes 496 amino acids. Gene Ontology annotation, cellular component: fungal-type vacuole membrane. NCBI's taxonomy places the organism in Eukaryota, Fungi, Ascomycota, Eurotiomycetes, Eurotiales, Trichocomaceae. Gene Ontology annotation, biological process: transmembrane transport. The record is from RefSeq and is a predicted model, not a curated record. Gene Ontology annotation, molecular function: transmembrane transporter activity. The transcript has 2 exons.